CCAACACUGGGAGUUUUUAAGAAGAGAUUGGAUAACCAUUUGCCUGAAGUGAUGUAGGGUUUCCUGCCUGGGCAGGGGGUUGGACUAGAAGACCUCCAAGGUCCCUUCCAACUGUUAUUCUAUUCUAAGUUUAGGGUUGGAUUUCUGUUGAGAGCAUCUGGAACAUCCACAGUUCGGAGGAUCUGGGUUUCCUGGCUUGGGAAGCCAUCCUUCCAGGGUUUGGAGGAAGGGAAAUAGUCCCUUCUGACGCAAUCCAAAGGUUCAGGCUGAUCUGCGCCUCUUGUGCCAAUAUCAGAGUCUUUGCAAAGUGGCACCUUGGAUACAUAGUUUUUUUUUAAAAAAAUCCCACAAACUUCAAGAUUUCUUAAGUUUCAAAACAAACUUGCAUAUCCUUUGUAAUGUGUGCCCGUGGUGGAAGUGGUACAUGUGUUAAUGUCCAGGAUUUAUUUUUUUCCACCCAUUGCAAUUAUCUUUCAUCAGCAGUUGCAUGGGAUCUAAUGUUUUUGCUUUUAAUCCCUGCAAGCCACCCUUGUGGAUAUUUUUCAGGAAGGUAAAUUGUAAACAUAUUAAAUAAUGAAAGGUUCCUGUCAGUGCUUUGGAUUAUAGUUUUCUACACUGCUUCAUCUUAGCCUGCAAGCUGGACAUUCGGUAAUUCCCAAAGAAACCAGUCAUGGAGGGGAGAAAUGCCUCAUUCUUCAAGAUGGCUGAAGGGGUCUCUCCUUGCGAUUCUAAUCCCAUGAAUGAAAGUUGCUUUGCAGAUUCAGAAGAGCGCUUGGAUUUAUUUGGAAAAAUGGCAAGAACUCAGCAGGACAUUCUGAAAGAAGAAACCACACAUUGCGCUAUCCAUCGUUGCCCUUUCAGGGAGUUCUGUUGCCAGGAAGCUGAAGGACUCCGAGAAGUAUGCCGCCAACUCCACCGUCUUUAUGAUCGGUGGCUGAGCCAAGAGGACCACAGGAAAACUCAGAUGAUGGAUUUGGUGGUCGUGCCACUGGCCACCCUGUCCCAGGUGGAGAACUGUGGCUGGAUGUGUAGAACAGAGACCAGCUCUCCAGAAAUGGGUCUGGCUGAAAGUUUCCUCUUGAGCCAAGUGGAGCAGAAAAUGCAGCAAAAACAGCAGGUUCGUGCGCCGUUCAUGAAGAUGGACACCCAAGGUUCUGAAGCAUUAUGGGGGGUGUCACAUCUCCCUCCAGAAAUUGUCUUCAGGAAGAUAUCCCAGGAGGAUCCAUCUCAGGAGACUUCAUCAGAAAAUGGAGCAAUAGUGACUGUACCAAUGAAAAGGUCUCUUCUUUGCGGUGGUGCAGAAACAAGGGUUGUACUUCCCACUCAGGUUCUGGUGUCCUUUGAAGAUGUAACUGUGUUUUUCUCUGAGGAGGAGUGGGCUCUGCUGGAUUUUGACCAAAAAUCACUGUAUAGAGAGGUCAUGCUGGAAAAUGCUAAGAAUGUGGAGUCCAUGGUUGACAAGCAGGAACCAGAGAAUUAUAAAGAAUCGGAUGUGAAUUCUUUGAAACAAACUGAAAUUGGAGAAGGGAUAUUGCAAAAUCGGGAGGAGCCAAACAUGAUUGAAAACCAGUUGAACAACAGGAUGGAGAAAUCCUCUAAUUUUAAGUAUGGAGAAAAUCGCACCUUCCAUAUGCAACAUCACAAAGAAAAAGGGAGCUAUGUAAAGGCUGAAAAAAUGUCCAUCCAUAAAUCAGACGUCCAUGAAUAUAGCAGUAUCUAUACUAAAGCGAAGCAGCCUAAAUGUAAAGAACAUGGAAAAAAUCAUUCGAAUCUCUGUCUUACUUUACAUCAAAGCAUUGGGAUACCAAAAUCACGUAAGAGUUCAAACAGUGGAAAAAGCUUUAAUGGGAGCAGUACUUUUAACUCCCAGAAAACCGUUCAUAGUGUGGAGAAGUCAUAUAAAAGCAGAGAACCCAGAACACAUUUCUAUACAAGCAAUGAUCAUGUUGUGCACAAAAAGUCCAAUCCAGGAAAGAAACCUUAUAAAUGCAUGGAUUGUGGAAAGAGGUUCUGUACAAGUAUUGAUCUUACUUCACAUAAAAGUAUCCACACAGAGGAUAAGCCACUUAGAUGCACAAACUGUGGAAAGAGCCUCACCACAAGCAGUUCCCUUACUGCGCAUAAAAGGAUCCACAUGGGAGAUAAACAACAUAAGUGCACGGAAUGUGGAAAGCAUUUCAGCCAGAGUGCUUCGCCUAAUUCCCAGAAGCUGAUCCAUACAGGGAUGAAGCCAUAUCAGUGCUCGGCAUGCAGGAAGCGAUUUUGUACAAGCAGUGAUCUCAUCUCCCAUAAGAGGAUGCACACAGGGGAGAAACACACAUUUAAAUGCCUGAAGUGUGGAAAAAACUUUACAGUGAGACGUGGUCUUAUUUCCCAUGAAAGAAUUCACACAAAGGAGAAAGCGUAUAAAUGCAGGGUGUGUGGAAAGACCUUUGUAAGUAGAAGUGAUCUUACUUCCCAUAAGAGGAGCCACAUGGGGAAAAAAACAUAUCAAUGCUCAGAGUGUGGGAAAGGCUUCAGUUGGAGCAGUAACCUUACCUCCCAUAAAAGGAUCCACACAGGGGAAAAGCCCUAUCAAUGCGUGGAGUGCCCAAAGAGCUUCAGAGACAUGAGUUCCUUUACUUCCCAUAAAAGGUUCCAUACGGGGGAGAAACCAUACAAAUGUACGGAGUGUGGAAAGAGCUUUAGUCAAAACAGUCAACUUACUUCCCAUAAAAGGGUUCACACAGGGGAGAAACCGUAUAAGUGUACAGACUGUGGAAAGAGCUUCACCACAAGUGGUUCUCUUACUGCCCAUAAAAGGAAUCACACAGGAGAGAAACCAUUUAAGUGCACGGACUGUGGAAAGAGCUUCAGCCAGAGUUCUUCCCUUACUUCUCAUGAAAAGAUCCAUACAGGGAUCAGACCCUUCCAAUGCUUGCAAUGUGAAAAGAGAUUUGGUACAAGCAGUGAUCUCAUUUCCCAUAAAAGGAUCCAUACAGGGGAGAAACCAUUUAAAUGUCUGGAGUGUGGAAAAAGCUUUACAAUGAGACGUGGUCUUACUUCCCAUGAAAGGAUCCACACGGGGGAGAAACCGUAUCAAUGCACAGAUUGUGGAAAGUGCUUUAUAAGCAGAAGUGAUCUUACCUCCCAUAAAAGGAUCCACACAGGGGAGAAACCGUAUCAAUGCACGGAGUGUGGGAAAAGCUUCAGUUGGAGCAGUAACCUUACUUCACAUAAAAGAAUUCACACAGGAGAAAAACCAUAUAAAUGUAUGGAGUGUGGGAAGAGUUUCAGCCAGAGCACUUCCCUGACUUCCCAUGAAAGGAUCCACACAGGGAUGAAACCGUAUCAAUGCAUGGAGUGUGGGAAGAGAUUCAGUACAAGCAGUGAACUCAUUUCCCAUAAAAGGAUCCACACAGGGGAGAAACCUUACCAGUGCGUGGACUGUGGAAGGAGUUUUAGAGACUUGAGUUCCUUUACUUCUCAUAAAAGGUUCCACACUGGAGAGAAGCCCUACAAAUGCAUGGAGUGUGGAAAGAGCUUUACUCAAAGCAGUCAGUUUACCUGCCAUAAAAGGAUCCACACAGGGGAGAAGCCAUACAAAUGCACAGAUUGUGGAAAGUGCUUUAUAAGUAGAAGUGAUCUUACUUCCCAUAAAAGGAUCCACACAGGUGAGAAGCCGUAUCAAUGCAUGGAGUGUGGCAAAAGCUUCAGCUGGAGUAAUAACCUUACCAGUCAUCAAAGGAUCCAUACAGGGGAGAAACCAUAUAAGUGCAUGGAGUGUGGAAAGAGUUUCAAUCAGAGCACUUCCCUGACUUCCCAUGAAAGGAUCCACACAGGGAUGAAACCGUAUCAGUGCAUGGAGUGUGGAAAGAGCUUCAAUACGAGCAGUGAACUCAUUUCCCAUAAAAGGAUCCACACAGGAGAGAAGCCAUAUAAAUGCACAGCGUGUGGAAAGAGCUUCCGCAAGAGUACUGAUCUUAUUUCUCAUGAAAGGAUCCACACAGGAGAGAAGCCAUACAGAUGUACAGAGUGUGGGAAAUGCUUCAGCCAACACAGAAAUCUGUCCUGCCAUAAAAGGAUCCACACAGGGGAGAAGCCAUACAAAUGCACAGAUUGUGGAAAGAGCUUCACCACCAGUGGUUCCCUCACUGCCCAUAAAAGGAUCCACACGGGGGAGAAACCAUAUAAGUGCACGGAAUGCGGGAAGAGUUUCAGCCAAAGUGCUUCCCUUAGUUCCCAUGAAAGGAUCCAUACUGGGAUGAAACCGUAUUCGUGCCUGGAUUGUGGAAAGAAAUUCAGUAAAAGCAGCCACCUUAGUUCUCAUAAGAAGAUCCACUCUGGGGAGAAGCUGUAUAAAUGCUCAGACUGUGAAAAGAGCUUUCACACAAGCAGUUCCCUGAUAUCACAUAAGAGGAUCCACUCUGGUGAGAAACCAUACCAUUGCACUGACUGUGGAAAGUGUUUCAAUACAAGCAGUUCCCUCAGUUCACAUAGGAGGAUCCACACAGGAGAGAAACCAUAUGAGUGCCAGGAGUGUGGAAAGAGUUUCAGUCACAACACUUCCCUCUCUUUUCAUAAAAGGAGCCACACAAAGAAGAACCCACCUGCCUGCAUAUAAUAAGCAAGGAACUUCUUUCAGAGUAUGAACUUCUGAUAAAAGAAGUUACAUGGAGGAAAGGCUCAGUACAUGCAUGCAAUAGGGAAAGAACUUUAAGUGAUUCCAUUUCUGAUCAAUAUGCCAAAAUUAAAAGGGAAUGGAUUAUUUAAUUCGAGAAAAUUAGUUAGAGUGAAAGGUGGCGAAGAGAAGAAAUUGAAUGGAUGGGCCAGAUGAAAAAGAUUUGGAAGAGCUUCAAGUUAUUACAAGAGGAAGGCCAAGAUCUUGUCUGUGUUGUA
This is a messenger RNA of Pseudonaja textilis, 4878 nucleotides long. RefSeq lists its product as uncharacterized. Gene Ontology annotation, biological process: negative regulation of transcription by RNA polymerase II; regulation of immune system process; regulation of cytokine production. Gene Ontology annotation, cellular component: nucleoplasm. NCBI's taxonomy places the organism in Eukaryota, Metazoa, Chordata, Lepidosauria, Squamata, Elapidae. Gene Ontology annotation, molecular function: RNA polymerase II cis-regulatory region sequence-specific DNA binding; DNA-binding transcription repressor activity, RNA polymerase II-specific. The record is from RefSeq and is a predicted model, not a curated record.